Paramuricea clavata is the source of this 5909-nucleotide messenger RNA. Lineage: Eukaryota; Metazoa; Cnidaria; Anthozoa; Malacalcyonacea; Plexauridae. The record is from the annotation of a GenBank genome assembly.
CUACUGAUGCACCAACUGAUGCAGUCCAAACUACUGAUGGACUAAUAACUGAUGCAGUCCAAACUACUGAUGCACCAACUGAUGCUGUCCAAGCUACUGAUGCACCAACUGAUGCAGUCCAAACUACUGAUGGACUAAUAACUGAUGCAGUCCAAACUACUGAUGCACCAACUGAUGCUGUCCAAGCUACUGAUGCACCAACUGAUGCAGUCCAAACUACUGAUGGACUAAUAACUGAUGCAGUCCAAACUACUGAUGCACCAACUGAUGCUGUCCAAGCUACUGAUGCACCAACUGAUGCAGUCCAAACUACUGAUGGACUAAUAACUGAUGCAGUCCAAACUACUGAUGCACCAACUGAUGCUGUCCAAGCUACUGAUGCACCAACUGAUGCAGUCCAAACUACUGAUGGACUAAUAACUGAUGCAGUCCAAACUACUGAUGCACCAACUGAUGCUGUCCAAGCUACUGAUGCACCAACUGAUGCAGUCCAAACUACUGAUGGACUAAUAACUGAUGCAGUCCAAACUACUGAUGCACCAACUGAUGCUGUCCAAGCUACUGAUGCACCAACUGAUGCAGUCCAAACUACUGAUGGACUAAUAACUGAUGCAGUCCAAACUACUGAUGCACCAACUGAUGCAGUCCAAACUACAGAUGCAUCAACUGAUACAGUUCAAACUACAGAUGCACCAACUGAAGCAGUCCAAACAACUAAUGUACCAACUGAUGCAGUCCAGACUACUGAUGUAGUCCAAACCACUGAUGUACCUACUGAUGCUCCAACGGAUGCUGUCCAAACUACUGAUGUACCAACCGAUGCUGCCCAAACUACUAAUGUUCCAACUGAUGCUGUCCAAACUACAGAUGUACUAACUGAUGCAAUCCUGAGUACUGGUGUACCUACUGAUGUGCCAACUGAUGUUGUCGAAACUACCGAUGCACCAACUGAUGCCAUCCAAACUACAAAUGUACCAACUGAUGCAGUCCAAACUACUGAUGGACUAAUAACUGAUGCAGUCCAAACUACUGAUGCACCAACUGAUGCAGUCCAAAUUACAGAUGCACCAACAGAUGCAGUCCAACAAACUACUGAUGCACCAACUGAUGCAGUCCAAACUACAGAUGCACAAACUGAUGCAGUUCAACAAACUACUGAUGCACCAACUGAUGCAGUCCAAACUACUGAUGCACCAAGUGAUGCAGCCCAACAAACUACUGAUGCACCAACUGAUGCUGUCCAAUCUACUGAUGCACCAACAGAUGCUGUCCAAACUACUGAUGUACCAACUGAUGCAGUCCAAACUUCAGAUGCACCAACUGAUACAGUCCAAACUACUGAUGUACCAACUGAUGCAGUCCAAACUACUGAUGCACCAACUGAUGCUGUCCAAACUACUGAUGCACCAACUGAUGCAGUCCAAACUUCAGAUGCACCAACUGAUACAGUCCAAACUACUGAUGUACCAACUGAUGCAGUCCAAACUACUGAUGCACCAACUGAUGCAGUCCAAACUACAGAUGCACUAACUGAUGCAGUCCAACAAACUACUGAUGCACGAACUGAUGCAGUCCAAACUACUGAUGCACCAACUGAUGCAGUCCAACAAACUACUGAUACACCAACUGAUGCUGUCCAAACUACUGAUGCACCAAGUGAUGCAGUCCAACAAACUACUGAUGCACCAACUGAUGCUGUCCAAACUACUGAUGCACCAACAGAUGCACCAACAGAUGCUGUCCAAACUACUGAUGCACCAACUGAUGCAGUCCAAACUUCAGAUGCACCAACUGAUACAGUCCAAACUACUGAUGUACCAACUGAUGCAGUCCAAACUACUGAUGCACCAACUGAUGCUGUCCAAACUACUGAUGCACCAACUGAUGCAGUCCAAACUUCAGAUGCACCAACUGACACAGUCCAAACUACUGAUGUACCAACUGAUGCAGUCCAAACUACUGAUGCACCAACUGAUGCAGUCCAAACUACAGAUGCACUAACUGAUGCAGUCCAAACUACUGAUGCACCAACUGAUGCUGUCCAAACUACUGAUGCACCAACUGAUGCAGUCCAAACUUCAGAUGCACCAACUGAUACAGUCCAAACUACUGAUGUACCAACUGAUGCAGUCCGAACUGCAGAUGUACCAACUGAUGCAGUCCAAACUACAGAUGUACCAACUGAUGCAGUCCAAACCACUGAUGCACCAACUGGUGCGAUCCAGACUACUGGUGCACGAACAGAUGCAGUCCAACAAACUACUGAUGCACCAACUAAUGCUGUCCAAACUACAGAUGCAACAACUGAUGCAGUCCAAACUACUGAUGUACCAACUGAUGCAGUCCAAACUACUGAUGCACCAACUGAUGCAGUCCAAACUACUGAUGCACGAACUGGUGCGAUCCAAACUACUGAUGCACGAACUGAUGGAGUCCAACAAACUACUGAUGUACCAACUAAUGCUGUCCAAACUACAGAUGCAACAACUGAUGCAGUCCAAACUACUGAUGUACCAACUGAUGCAGUCCAAACCACUGAUGCACCAACUGGUGCGAUCCAGACUACUGGUGCACGAACAGAUGCAGUCCAACAAACUACUGAUGCACCAACUAAUGCUGUCCAAACUACAGAUGCAACAACUGAUGCAGUCCAAACUACUGAUGUACCAACUGAUGCAGUCCAAACUACUGAUGCACCAACUGAUGCAGUCCAAACUACAGAUGCACGAACUGGUGCGAUCCAAACUACUGAUGCACGAACUGAUGGAGUCCAACAAACUACUGAUGUACCAACUAAUGCUGUCCAAACUACAGAUGCAACAACUGAUGCAGUCCAAACUACUGAUGUACCAACUGAUGCAGUCCGAACUGCAGAUGUACCAACUGAUGCAGUCCAAACUACAGAUGCACCAACUGAUGCAGUCCAAACCACUGAUGCACCAACUGGUGCGAUCCAGACUACUGAUGCACGAACAGAUGCAGUCCAACAAACUACUGAUGCACCAACUAAUGCUGUUCAAACUACAGAUGCAACAACUGAUGCAGUCCAAACUACUGAUGUACCAACUGAUGCAGUCCAAACUACUGAUGCACCAACUGAUGCAGUCCAAACUACUGAUGCACGAACUGGUGCGAUCCAAACUACUGAUGCACGAACUGAUGGAGUCCAACAAACUACUGAUGUACCAACUAAUGCUGUCCAAACUACAGAUGCAACAACUGAUGCAGUCCAAACUACUGAUGUACCAACUGAUGCAGCCCAAACUUCUGAUGCACCAACUGAUGCAGUCCAAACUACUGAUGUACCAACUGAUGCUGUCCAAACUACUGAUGCACCAACUGAUGCUGUCCAAACUACUGAUGUACCUACUGAUGUAGUCCAAACUACAGAUGCACUAACUGAUGCAGUCCAACAAACUACUGAUGCACGAACUGAUGCAGUCCAAACUACUGAUGUACCAACUAAUGCAGUCCAAACUACUGAUACACCAACUGAUGCUGUCCAAACUACAGAUGCACCAACUGAUGCAGUCCAAACUACUGAUAUACCAACGGAUGCAGUCCAAACUACUGAUACACCAACUGGUGCUGUCCAAACUACAGAUGCACCAACUGAUGCAGUCAAAACUACUGAUGCACCAACCGAUGCAGCCCAAACUACUGAUGCACCAACUGGUGCGAUCCAAACUACUGAUGCACAAACUGAUGCAGUCCAACAAACUACUGAUGCACCAACUGAUGCAGUCCAAGCUACUGAUGCAGUCAAAACUUCUGAUGGACCAGCUGAUGCAGUCCAAACUACAGAUGCACCAACUGAUGUAGCCCAAACUACUGAUGCAGUCAAAACUACUGAUGGACCAACUGAUGCAGUCCAACAAACUACAGAUGCACUAACUGAUACAGCCCAAACUACUGAUGCAAGAACUGAUGCAGUUCAAACUACUGAUGCAUCUAGUGAUGCGGUCCAACAAACUACUGAUGUAGUCAAAACUACUGAUGGACCAACUGAUGCAGUCCAACAAACUACAGAUGCACUAACUGAUGCAGUCCAAACUACUGAUGCACCUACUGAUGCGGUCCAACAUACUACUGAUGCAGUCAAAACUACUGAUGCACCAACUGAUACAGUGCAAACUACUGAUUCACCAACUGAUGCAGUCCAAACUACUGAUGCAGUCCAACAAACUACUGAUGCCCCAACUGUCCAAACUACUGAUGUACCAACUGAUGCUGUCCAAACUACUGAUGCACCAACUGUUGCUGUCCAAAUUACUGAUGUACCAACUGUGGCAGUGCAAACUACUGAUGUACCAACUGAUGUUGUCCAAACUACUGAUGCACUGACUGUUGCAGUCCAAACUACUGAUGUACCAACUGAUGCAGUGCAAACUACUGAUGCACCAACUGGUGCAGCCCAAACUACUGAUGCACCAACUGAUGCAGUGCAACAAACUACUGAUGCACCAACUGAUGUGGUCCAAACUAGUGAUGCACCAACUGGUAUAGUCCUGACUUCUAGUGCACCAACUGAUGCAGUUGAAAGUACUGAUCAACCAACCACGGUGGUAAUAACUGAGAAACCUACCAAACAUGUUACCGGCUCGACUGAAGCACAAGAAUUAUCAACCACCUUGCCAGCGUCAACCGACUCUCUGGUAAUUACUCCCACGGUGCAACCUACUAAAGAUAUUGUUGGAACAGGUAUGUUGUAAAAUUUUAUUAUCGAUAGUUUUAGUAUAGAUUAUAGAUUGGUUAAUAGGAUUGUCAGGUAUACAGUAACAGUUCAUUUGUUCAGUAUUAUAUUUUAUUAUAUUCAUUUUGAAAUCAAUGGUGUUUCCUGCAAUCUGAUUGGUUCACAGGAGUGCAAUUUCAGCACGAAUCGCGCUCCAAGCAAAUUUAAAGCAUCAGGUCAGACUCAGGGAAAACAAAGGUAAAUUCGCCUAUCGUAUUUGGAAAAUUUUAAACGCACAAAACUGCACCAAACUCUUUCAAAUCACUCGUUAAACCUACAAUAUGUUUAAACUUAUUUGUGUUGUCUCUUAUUCUUUAUAAAUGUCUUCAUUUCUUUAACAUUUUUGCAGUUCAAUUAACAAAAGUUUUACAAAACUGCUAUGCUACAGUAUACAGGGAGGUACCGGAGGUGUGUCUUUUGCAAACAAAAACGUUUCCGGUUUACAAAAAUAUUUAAAUAUUUCAAAAUGAAUAUAAUAAAGUGGAAAUUGAACUUCGUGUCGUGCAAUUUUGGACUGAAAUCAAACUUGUGAUUACAAAUCGCACUCCCGCUUCACGGUCGUGCGAUUUUGUAAUCACGCGUUUGAUUUCAGUCCAACUUGCAUUCCACUCGGUUCAAUUCGUUCUCAUCAUGUAGGAAUAAAGGUGCACAGCAACGGACGUUAUAUAUUCCUGGAGAAAAUUUAUUGUGAUUUUGAAAUUACUACAUUUUUUUCCGUCUGCAGAAUCUGAGAAUUAUUUUUUGUUGAUUACCAUUCAUGGUGCAAUCUCGGUUUUUUCGAUGUUAUUUCAGAACUGUUUAUGAUCUGGCAGCAAUGUUUCCAGCUCAAGCACUGCACUUGUCGUUCUUUUAAAGCGUUUGGUUCUGCUUUGGUCGCGGUGCAGAUAAUGGGAAAUCGUUGGUUUGAUAUGUUGUUGAUUUUCAUCGUUUUAUUUCUUUCAAAAUAGAUAAUAAAUACGGACCAUGUGAAGAGCGAUCAAAAGUUCAGUUCAAAGAUCGUUUUCUGGAAUGGCUGGCUAUUACUCAGGCAGAAGAACAGGCGUUUGAAGGUUUUGACGCUGUGGCUUUCACGAAAAACCUUCGCCUUAAUCGCUUAGGAGAUUCGGAAAUAUCGGAAAUUCAAACGGUAUGUGUGUUUUGUUUGGCGUAGUGCAUGUUACAGGAGCAGUUGGUUUGA